AUGACCAUUAUCGUUGCAUCGCUAUUUUUGCCAUACAAAGCUCAAUUCGAAGUAGACGCUACUACUUCGAAUGAAACAGUGCCUCUUAUCGAUUCAAGUUUGGUGAAGAUUAAUUCUACAGAUGUCGGUUCUAAAAGAAGACAAAGCAAUCCCGGAAAUUCUAAUUCCCCUUUUCUUCAUGGUAAGAAGAACAUCUCACAGGAAGAUGUUCAUAAGUCUCCUGAGCCUCAAACUACAACCGAGGAAAACACUUUCAAAUCAGAUGGGAGUCUUACUUCUGAGCAAUUUAUAGAAAAUUUGACCUCUACCACGGGAAACGCAUCAAAUGUUGUUUCUUCUUCAAUUGAUACUAAUAACAAUAAAUUGAAAUCAGUUGAGGAGUUUUUUUCCUCUUCGAAGAGUUCAUCGUCUACGACUAAGGAUGUAUCUCCUCUGCCAUCGGCAGCUUUCCAGAGUGAUAGUCCACCUGUUUCUAUUCCUUUAGAUGCUAUUCCUAAAUCUACUGUCAUUACCCCCAAGUCUAGGUCAAAUCCAGAUAUCAAUUCUGCUGUGAUGAAUAUUAAAAAGGUUCAACAAAGAUAUCAACAGUUACAUAACUUACCAUCAAUGAAAAGAACGUCUACUGCCCCGGUACAAAGAAAAACAUCUUUUGCACCUGAAGGUACUAAUAUCGAGACUGUUAACGAAGAGGAUGAGAUUCUUCAAGAUGAUUCCAGUUCAGAAACUGUCUCAAACCAUAAAUACCACGUUCCAAAAUUCGGGGGCUAUUCUCAUAGAUCAAAAUUGUCUUUUUUAGGCAAUUCUCUUGAAUUAUUCAAGCAAUUACCAUGGAAAAUUGUUCCUACUGAAAAGGGUAAUGGAGCUUUGAAAAAUGCCAUCAAUAUCGCUGUAAAAGAGAAAACUCUUACCGAACCGGUCUCUUGGGUAGGUACAAUAGGUAUUCCAACCGAUGAAAUACCAAAAGAGAUAUCUACAAAGAUUACGGAAACUUUGCAAAAUGAUUACAAUGCUGCCGCUGUCAUUAUGGAUGACGUAACAUUCAAAGGUGCUUAUAAAAAUUUCUGUAAGCAAAUCUUAUGGCCAACUUUACACUAUCAAAUUCCUGACAAUCCAAAUUCAAAGGCUUUCGAAGAUCAUUCAUGGAAUUAUUAUCAGAGUUUGAAUCAAAAAUUUGCAAACAAAAUUAUCGAUUUGUAUAAGGAUGGUGAUACAAUUUGGGUUCAUGAUUACCAUUUAAUGUUGGUCCCUGAAAUGGUAAGAAAAGCUAUUCCAACAGCAAAAAUCGGAUUUUUCUUACAUGUAUCCUUUCCAAGUAGUGAAGUCUUUAGAUGCUUUGCCCAGAGAGAAAAAAUUUUAAAAGGUAUUUUAGGAGCAAACUCUGUUAGUUUUCAAACAAAAGAGUAUGCUAGACAUUUCUUACAAACGACAAAUAGAUUACUAAUGGCAGAUGUUACUAAGGAUGACUUGAAGUACGCCGGUAAAAUUGUUUCUGUAAAUUCCUUUCCUGUCGGUAUUGAUGCGUUCCAUUUAAUGGACCAAUUGAAAGAAGAAAAAGUUUCCAACUGGAGAAAGUUGAUUAAGGAAAGGUGGACUGAUAGUAAAUUGAUUAUUUCCAGGGAUCAAUUUGAUAAAAUUCGUGGGAUAAGUAAAAAACUGCUGGCCUAUGAAAGAUUUUUAAGAGAAAACCCCCAAUACAUUGAUAAAGUUGUUCUUAUCCAAAUUUGCCUAGGAAGAUUGAAAAAUGAUCCCGAAUUAGAACGUCAAAUUAUGUUGAUUGUCGAUAGAAUAAACUCGUUAUCAUCUGAUAUUAGUACAUCUCAACCAGUCGUUUUUUUGCACCAAGAUUUAGAAUUCGAUCAGUAUUUGGCUCUGAAUUGCGAAGCUGAUAUGUUCUGGGUUAAUUCAUUAAGAGAAGGUAUGAACUUAACAUGCCAUGAAUCUAUUGUUUCAUCAGAAGAGAAGAAUUCGCCUCUUUUACUUUCUGAAUUUACUGGUUCGGCCUCUGUCUUAAAGAACGGAUCUCUCCUAAUAAAUCCAUGGGACACAAAAGAUAUUGCCAAUAAAAUCAAACUUGGUUUAGAAAUGCCAACUGAUGUGAAGAAACGUAACUGGAAAAGACUCAUGAAGAGCGUCAUUAACAAUGAUUCAGAUAAUUGGAUUUUAUCAUCAUUACAAAGUAUUUAUACUUCUUGGGAAUUCAAUAAAGAAAGGUCAACGGUCUUUAGUUUAUCACACAAAAAGUUGUAUUCCGAUUUAAAAGAAACCAAGAAACAUUUGUUCAUCUUUAAAAUUUCAGAACCACCAACUCCUAGAGUUAUUUCCACUUUAAACGAUUUAAGUUCUCAAAACAUUGUUUUUGUUUUGAAUUCAUUCUCAAAAACCACAUUGGAGACUUUAUACGGUCGUGUCACCAAUUUAAACUUGAUUGCUGAAAAUGGUGCAUACAUAAGACUAAACGGUUCAUGGCACAAUAUCGUCGAAGAAGUCAGAUGGAAAUCUGAAGUUGUAAAGAUUCUCGAUGAUAAGGUUGAAAGAUUACCUGGCUCCUAUUAUAAGAUAGCUGACUCUAUGAUCAGAUUUCAUACUGAAAAUGCCGAAGACCAGGAUCGUGUUUCAGGUGUUGUAGGUGAGGCAAUCACUCAUAUUAAUACAUUGUUCAAUGAUAAAGGCAUUCACGCAUACUUCCAUAAGAAUAUUGUAUUCGUGCAGCAAAAGGGAUUGGCUUUAUCUGCUGUCACAUUUUUGUUGAGAUUCUAUAACAGUACUUCAGAUGCUAGUGUCAUCAGGGACAUUAAUGAUGACAAGAGUAACUUACCAAUCACGAAUAUCGAGGAUUUUGCUAAGUCAAGCAAUGAUUUAAGUAGUUCGCAAGACCUUGUCGAUUUUGCUUGUAUCACAGGUUCCUCUUCUCCAGUCAUAGAACCAUUAUUUGAACUGCUGAAGCAAAAGAUCAAAAAGGGCAGUCUUAAGUAUGCCCACAGUAUUGUAUAUGGUGAAUUGACAUCUACACACGCAAAGGAACGUAUAAAUGGUUUGAAUGAAUUAUUUACUAUUUUAGAGUAUAUCUGUAAGAUGAAAAAAGAUAGGAUAUAA
Messenger RNA from Kazachstania africana CBS 2517, 3093 nucleotides. RefSeq lists its product as uncharacterized. The transcript has a single exon. Gene Ontology annotation, biological process: trehalose biosynthetic process. The record is from RefSeq and is a predicted model, not a curated record. Gene Ontology annotation, cellular component: cytosol; alpha,alpha-trehalose-phosphate synthase complex (UDP-forming). Gene Ontology annotation, molecular function: catalytic activity. Bases 1 to 3093 code for a protein of 1030 amino acids. Lineage: Eukaryota; Fungi; Ascomycota; Saccharomycetes; Saccharomycetales; Saccharomycetaceae.